Meira miltonrushii is the source of this 1245-nucleotide messenger RNA. Its product is annotated as thiolase. Gene Ontology annotation, molecular function: acetyl-CoA C-acetyltransferase activity. The transcript has a single exon. The coding region runs from base 1 to 1245 and encodes 414 amino acids. The record is from RefSeq and is a predicted model, not a curated record. NCBI's taxonomy places the organism in Eukaryota, Fungi, Basidiomycota, Exobasidiomycetes, Exobasidiales, Brachybasidiaceae. Gene Ontology annotation, biological process: fatty acid beta-oxidation.
AUGCCAGCAUUUGCAGUAACAGCAGUAAGAAGAUUAGCACAAACGGCUACGAUCAUGUCUCCAUCUGCAAACAGUUCAAUCUCUGAUGUGGUAAUCCUUUCGGCCACACGUACUCCAAUCGGUUCAUUCAAUGGAGUUUUAAAAAAAGUAACUGCGCCCGAAUUGGGUAUCACUGCUGCUAAAGCCGCGAUCGAAAGAGCAGGUCUAAAACCUAAUCAAAUCGAAGAUGCUUACUUUGGUAGUGUUUUGCAAGGCAAUUUGGGUCAAGCUCCCGCUCGUCAAGUCGUUUUAGGUUCAGGAUGUCCUUCAACCACUGAAGCAACAACAAUCAACAAAGUAUGCGCUUCCGGUAUGAAAGCAAUCACUCUUGCUGCUCAAAAUAUCAUGUUGGGUCAACGUAAAGUCAUGCUAGCAGGUGGAAUGGAAAGUAUGUCAAAUGCACCAUUUUAUCAAGCACGUCAAUUGCCCGUCUUAGGUCAUGCUCAAUUGGCAGACGGAAUCAUGCGUGAUGGUUUGACAGACGUUCAAGGUGGUUACCCAAUGGGAAACUGCGCUGAAAAUACGGCAAAGAAACAUGAACUAACCCGUGAAGCACAAGAUGCCUAUGCUAUCGAAUCAUACAAGCGUGCUGCUGAUGCAUGGAAAGCAGGCGCAUUCAAGAAUGAAGUCGUCCCAGUCACAAUCAAGGACAAAAAGGGAGACGUUGUCGUUUCUGAAGAUGAAGAAUUCAAAAAUAUCAAACUUGACAAAGUUCCUUCUUUACGUCCCGUCUUUGACAAGAACGGUACCGUUACUGCAGCAAACGCAAGUACGAUCAAUGAUGGUGCAAGUGCAGUAAUCUUGGCAAGCGAAGAAGAAGCAAAGAAGUUGGGUGUGAAGCCAUUGGCAAAGAUUAUCUCAUUCGCUGAUGCUGCUUGUGACCCAAUCGAUUUCCCAAUCGCACCUGCUCAUGCAAUCCCCAUGGCAUUGGAAAAAGCUGGAUUAAAGACAUCCGAUAUCGCUUUAUGGGAAAUCAAUGAAGCUUUCAGCGCAGUUGCUUUGGCAAACGUCAAGUUGCUCGACUUAGACCCUUCCAAGGUGAACGUUUUGGGAGGUGGUGUCAGUUUAGGUCACCCAAUCGGUUCUUCAGGUUGUCGUAUUGUUGUUACACUCGCACAUGCGCUCAAACCUGGCCAAUACGGUUGUGCAGGUGUUUGCAACGGUGGUGGUGGUGCAACUGCUAUUGUUAUCAAGCGGGAAGAAUAA